AUGACGCACGCGAGCUUGCUCUUCAUCAUCACCGGAGAGCUCGUGCCAUCCCCCCCGUACUCUCUGUUACCGGCUGGCUCGCGGGUUCUCCGCUUCAUUCCCACACUCAGGUUCACGCGCAGCUCUGGCUCGUGCGCGCUCCGCAAACGAAAGUUAAACGGCCACCUGCUCGUGCGGCUUUACGCUAUCCUGCCUCUCCCUGUUUCUGCUCGUGCUCGGUCCAAGGAAGCUGAGAAGGAGGAGGAAGAGAAAGAGAAGGAAGAAGAAGAAGAAGAAGAAGAAGAAGAAGAAGAAGGAGAAGGAGAAGAAGAAGAAGGAGGAGAAGGAGAAGGAGAAGAAGAAGAAGAGGGAGAAGAAGAAGAAGAAGAAGAAGAGGGAGAAGGAGAAGAGGGAGAAGGAGAAGAGGGAGAGGAGGAAGAGGGAGAAGGAGAAGAAGAAGAAGAAGAAGAAGGAGAAGAAGAAGAAGAAGAAGAAGAGGGAGAAGAAGAAAAAGAAGAAGAAGGAAAAAGAGAAGAAGAAGAAGAAGAAGAAGAAGAAGAAGGAGAAGAAGAAGAAGGAAAAGGAGAAGGAGAAGGAGAAGAAGAAGGAGAAGGAGAAGAAGAAGAAGAAGAAGAAGAAGAAGGAGAAGGAGAAGAAGAAGGAAAAGGAGAAUGAGAAGAAGAAGAAGAAGGAGAAGAAGAAGAGGGAGAAGAAGAAGAAGGAGAAGGAGAAGAAAAAGAAGAAGAGGGAGAAGAAGAAGAAGAAGAAGAAGAAGAAGAAAGAAAAGGAGAAGGAGAAGAAGAAGAAGAAGGAAAAGGAGAAGAAGAAUAAGAAGGAGAAGGAGAAUAAGAAGAAGGAAAGGGAAAAGGAGAAGGAGAAGAAGAAGGAAAAGGAGAAGGAGAAGAAGAAGAGGGAGAAGAAGAAGAAGAAGGAGAAGAGGGAGAAGAAGAAGAAGAAGAAGAAGAAGAAGAAGAAGAAGAAGAAGAAGAAGAGGGAGAAGAAGAAAAAGAAGAAGAAGGAAAAAGAGAAGAAGAAGAAGAAGAAGAAGAAGAAGGAGAAGAAGAAGAAGGAAAAGGAGAAGGAGAAGGAGAAGAAGAAGAAGAAGAAGAAGAAGAAGGAGAAGGAGAAGAAGAAGGAAAAGGAGAAUGAGAAGAAGAAGAAGAAGAAGAAGAAGAAGAAGAAGAAGAAGAAGAAGAAGAAGAAGGAGAAGAAGAAGAGGGAGAAGAAGAAGAAGGAGAAGGAGAAGAAAAAGAAGAAGAGGGAGAAGAAGAAGAAGAAGAAGAAGAAGAAGAAGAAGAAGAAGAAGAAGAAGAAGAAGAAGAAGAAGAAGAAGAAGAAGAAAGAAAAGGAGAAGGAGAAGAAGAAGGAAAAGGAGAAGGAGAAGAAGAAGGAAAAGGAGAAGGAGAAGAAGAAGAAGAAGAAGAAGAAGAAGAAGGAGAGGGAGAAGAGGGAGAAGAAGAAGAAGAAGAAGAAGAAGAAGAAGAAGAAACAAAAGAAGUGUGCAGCAAAAAAAGCAGACCAUGAAUACUACCCAAAAAAAGCUUUUUACUAUAA
Molecule: messenger RNA, 1533 nt
Organism: Astyanax mexicanus (Mexican tetra)
Lineage: Eukaryota; Metazoa; Chordata; Actinopteri; Characiformes; Acestrorhamphidae
Exons: 4
Source: RefSeq, a predicted model, not a curated record